Pichia kudriavzevii is the source of this 603-nucleotide messenger RNA. RefSeq lists its product as uncharacterized. Bases 1 to 603 code for a protein of 200 amino acids. NCBI's taxonomy places the organism in Eukaryota, Fungi, Ascomycota, Pichiomycetes, Pichiales, Pichiaceae. Gene Ontology annotation, cellular component: RNA polymerase III complex. Gene Ontology annotation, molecular function: DNA-directed RNA polymerase activity; DNA binding. The transcript has a single exon. The record is from RefSeq and is a predicted model, not a curated record. Gene Ontology annotation, biological process: DNA-templated transcription; transcription initiation at RNA polymerase III promoter.
AUGUUUCAACUUUCUACAAUAACGGAUUUGAUACGAAUUCCGCCACAUUUGUUUAAUCUUUCAAGAGAAGUAGCAGUGAAACAAGAGCUUAAUGUCAAACAUGCAAAUAAAAUUAUACCUAAACUAGGACUUGUUAUAUCUGUUUAUGAUCUAGUUGAAUUCGAUACGGGUCUUUUUAGACCCGGCGAUGGUGCAAUGUACGUUACUGUGACGUGUAGGCUGGUCAUCUUCAAACCAUUUGUGGGUGAAGUGUUGACAGGUUGGAUCGAAAAAUGUACGAGUGAAGGAAUCAAGGUAAACAUUGGAUUCUUCAAUGAUAUUUUUGUUCCUAAGGCGCUGAUGUUUGAAAAUAGUUUUUACUCACCAGAUGAAAAUGCAUGGAUCUGGAAAAUGGAUGAUGAAAAUACUCUUUAUUUGGACGUCAAUGAAAAAAUCAACUUUAGAAUCGAAGAAGAAAUAUUUACUAAUGUUAAACCAAAAGGCCCAACAUCGCAAGCAGCCUCGCAAAACCAAAAUGGUAAUGAUAAGGAGCAGACCCCACCAUAUGCUAUUAUAGCAUCAUGUCAAACGGAUGGCAUGGGUUGUUGUAGUUGGUGGGAAUGA